Messenger RNA from Pterocles gutturalis (yellow-throated sandgrouse), 1542 nucleotides. It is a transcript of the gene LYN, whose product is annotated as LYN proto-oncogene, Src family tyrosine kinase. NCBI's taxonomy places the organism in Eukaryota, Metazoa, Chordata, Aves, Pterocliformes, Pteroclidae. Gene Ontology annotation, molecular function: signaling receptor binding; ATP binding; non-membrane spanning protein tyrosine kinase activity. The record is from RefSeq and is a predicted model, not a curated record. Gene Ontology annotation, cellular component: extrinsic component of cytoplasmic side of plasma membrane. The transcript is spliced from 12 exons. Gene Ontology annotation, biological process: protein phosphorylation; cell surface receptor protein tyrosine kinase signaling pathway; innate immune response. The coding region runs from base 1 to 1542 and encodes 513 amino acids.
AUGGGAUGUAUAAAAUCAAAAAGCAAAGAGAAUCUGCAUGGAGAUGGGCUAGAUUUGAAGAAUCAACCAGUACGUAAAACUGAACGAACUAUUUAUGUGAGGGAUCCAACGUCCAAUAAACAGCAAAGGCCAGCAAAUCCAGAAGCACAGCUCUUACCAGGACAGAGGUUUGUCAGCGAAGAAGCAGAGGAGCACGGAGUCAUUGUGGUGGCUUUGUAUCCCUAUGAUGGCAUUCAUGAAGAUGACUUGUCCUUCAAAAAAGGAGAAAAAUUGAAAGUUAUUGAGGAGCUGGGAGAAUGGUGGAGAGCAAAAUCUCUCACGACCAGGAAGGAAGGCUUCAUUCCCAGCAACUACGUAGCAAAAGUGAACACCUUGGAAACAGAAGAAUGGUUCUUCAAAGACAUAACCCGAAAAGAUGCUGAAAGACAACUCCUGGCUCCUGGAAAUAGUCCUGGAGCUUUCCUCAUCAGGGAAAGUGAAACAUUGAAAGGCAGCUAUUCUCUCUCCAUAAGAGACUAUGAUCCACAGCACGGUGAUGUUAUUAAGCACUACAAAAUUAGGAGUCUAGACAAUGGAGGAUUUUACAUCUCUCCAAGAAUAACUUUUCCCAACAUCAAUGAUAUGAUCAAACAUUAUCAAAAGCAAUCAGAUGGCUUGUGCAGAAAGUUGGAAAAAGCUUGUAUUAGUCCAAAGCCCCAAAAACCAUGGGAUAAAGACGCAUGGGAAAUCCCACGGGAAUCGAUUAAAUUAGUGAAGAAGCUUGGAGCUGGUCAGUUUGGAGAAGUCUGGAUGGGUUACUAUCACAACAGUACGAAAGUGGCUGUGAAGACUCUGAAGCCUGGAACAAUGUCUGUGCAAGCCUUUCUGGAGGAAGCCAACCUCAUGAAAACACUUCAGCAUGAUAAACUCGUUAGGCUUUAUGCUGUAGUGACCAAAGAGGAACCUAUUUAUAUUAUAACGGAAUUCAUGGCUAAAGGAAGUUUGCUGGAUUUUCUGAAGAGUGACGAAGGAAGUAAAUUGUUGCUUCCAAAGCUAAUCGACUUCUCUGCUCAGAUUGCAGAAGGGAUGGCAUACAUUGAAAGAAAAAAUUAUAUCCAUCGAGACUUGAGAGCAGCAAAUGUUCUGGUUUCAGACUUACUGAUGUGCAAAAUUGCUGAUUUUGGACUCGCAAGAGUCAUUGAAGACAACGAAUAUACAGCAAGAGAAGGGGCAAAAUUCCCUAUUAAAUGGACAGCACCAGAGGCAAUUAAUUAUGGAUCUUUCACGAUUAAAUCUGACGUGUGGUCAUUUGGGAUUCUCCUGUAUGAAAUCGUUACGUAUGGAAAGAUUCCUUACCCAGGUAUGAGCAAUUCGGAUGUGAUGGUUGCUCUUCAGCGUGGGUACCGAAUGCCACGCAUGGAAACCUGUCCAGCUGAGCUGUACGAUAUCAUGAAAACGUGCUGGAAAGACAAAGCGGAAGAGAGGCCAACGUUUGAUUAUCUACAGAGUGUGCUUGAUGACUUCUACACAGCAACAGAAGGGCAAUAUCAACAACAGCCAUAG